AUGGCAGACCCGGAGGAUAAUGUUUCAAUCCCAGAGUUCAGCUGCCUUCUCCAAAUGGACCCUUACCUCAAACCCUACGAGCGGGACUUCAAGCGGAGGUAUGAGCUGCUACAGAAGCAGCUCUUUCAGCUGGAGGAGGCGGAGGGGGGCUUCGACCAGUUUACCCGCAGCUACAGGAGCUUCGGUGUGCAGCGACGACCUGACAACAGCCUCUUCUUUAAAGAGUGGGCUCCUGCUGCAGAGGCCCUCUUCCUCACUGGUGACUUCAAUGCCUGGGACAAAUUCUCUCACCCCUACUGCAAGAAAGACUUUGGAAAGUGGGAGCUGAUUAUACCUCCUAAACACGACAAGUCUCCAGCUGUGGAUCAUAACAGCAAGCUCAAGGUGGUGGUUCACACCAAGGAGGGUAAACGACUGUACCGCAUCUCACCCUGGGCAAAAUACGUGACCAAGGAGGAGAAGUCUGUCAUCUAUGACUGGGUUCACUGGGACCCUCCUCAUCCGUACAUUCAAAUACAUCCUCGGCCAAAGAAACCCUCGAGCCUGAGAACAUACGAGGCCCAUGUGGGAAUUGCUUCACCAGAGGGAAAGAUUGCUUCCUAUGCCAACUUCACAACCAACGUGCUGCCCCGGAUAAGGGACCUGGGUUACAACUGUAUCCAGCUGAUGGCUAUCAUGGAGCACGCCUACUACGCCAGCUUCGGAUAUCAGGUUACAAGUUUCUUUGCUGCGUCCAGUCGUUACGGUACCCCGGAGGAGCUUAAGCAGCUAGUAGAUGUGGCGCACUCUAUGGGCAUCGUGGUGCUGCUGGAUGUUGUUCACAGCCACGCCUCCAAGAACACAGAGGACGGCCUGAACCACUUUGACGGCUCGGACUCCUGUUUCUUUCACUCUCCUCCCAGAGGAGACCACAGCCAGUGGGGCAGCCGACUGUUCAACUAUUCCAGCUGGGAGGUUCUGCGGUUCCUUUUGUCAAACCUGCGCUGGUGGAUGGAGGAGUACCGCUUCGACGGCUUCAGGUUUGACGGCAUCACCUCUAUGCUGUAUCAUCACCACGGAAUCGGCACGGCCUUCUCCGGGGACUACAGCGAGUACUUUGGCCUUCAGGUGGAUGAAGACUCCGUGGUUUACCUGAUGCUGGCAAAUCACAUUCUUCACACCCUUUAUCCUGAUUGCAUCACUGUUGCAGAGGACGUGUCAGGGAUGCCUGCUGUCUGCAGAGCAGUGCAGGAGGGAGGACUUGGUUUUGACUACCGUCUGGCGAUGGCCAUUCCUGACAAGUGGAUUCAGAUCCUGAAGGAGUUAAAGGAUGAGGAGUGGAGCGUGGGCCAUAUAGUCCACACACUGACCAACAGGCGCUAUGGAGAGAAAUGCAUCGCUUAUGCAGAAAGUCAUGAUCAGGCUCUGGUUGGGGAUAAGACCCUGGCCUUCUGGUUAAUGGACAAGGAGAUGUACACAAAUAUGAGCACCUUGACUCCUUUGACUCCCGUCAUUGACCGCGGCAUGCAGCUGCAUAAGAUGAUUCGCCUUCUCACUCACGCACUGGGUGGGGAAGGUUAUCUCAACUUCAUGGGUAAUGAGUUUGGCCACCCUGAGUGGCUGGAUUUCCCUAGAGAAGGCAACAAUCAAAGUUAUCACUACGCCCGGCGGCAGUUUAACCUGGUGGAUACAGAUGAACUACGCUACUCUCAACUCUACACCUUUGACCGAGACAUGAACCUCACGGAGGACAAGUAUGGCUGGCUGUCUGCACCGCCUGCUUUUGUCAGUGCCAAGCAUGAAGAGGACAAAGUCAUCGUGUUCGAAAGAGCAAACGUACUCUUUAUCUUCAACUUUCACCCCAGCCAGAGUUUCCAGGACUACAGGGUGGCUGUGGAGGCUCCAGGGAGAUACAAAAUCAAGCUGGACACAGAUGAGGGUCUGUAUGGAGGUCACGGACGCCUGGACCACAACACGGAGUUCUUCACUGUGGCCGAGCCUUUCAACGGCCGUGCCAACUCCAUGCAGGUCUACAUUCCCUGCAGAACAGCCGUAGUCCUGGCCAACGAGGAGAUAGAUUACUGUUAUUAGAGGAUGAUUGUCCCCGCAGAGACGACGGUCCAAGGACAACCCCAGACCCGUGUUAACAAUCACCUUAAUUUUAAAGCGUCAACUUUGCACACCGCCCAAACCUGCUUUUUGUGUCCUAGAUCUCUCCUUAAUGGGAGAGGGAUUAAACUGUGUGCUUUUACACACCAUCUGUAACACUGGGUGUCGUCUGAGUACGGCCCCUUACCACCGAUCGCUGCAUUAGGAAAGAAAUUACAGUCAAAAGGUUCUGAGACAGAUGUUGAAAUUCCAAAAAGGUGUCUGACAAGUUUUAUUUUGAGUUUUUUGUCAAAAAUAUAUAAUCCUUUUAUUUGAUCAGGUUUUUUAAGCCAUCCAAAGAACUAUUUUGUCUGAGUUCAGAUCACAGAUACAAGAGUUUAAAUUAAAUUAAAGUUUAGUCCUUAGAUGAGUGGUUCAAAAACACAGGAUAAGAAGAGUAUUUCUUGAAAUUAGUCUUUGAACAUUUUGACUUAAAAACUUAUUCAAACUAGGGAUGGCUUGAUACAACUUUUUCAUGUGCAAUACCAAUACUGCAACUUGGAGUAUCUGCAGAUACUGAUAUCAAUCCAAUACCUUCUUUUCUCCUUCAGACGAUAGUGUCCCUGUUUACGGCAAAGUAAAGUUAAGAAUUUGGGCUUAGGUAUCGGAUCGGACGGAUUAUGUUGUUGUUUUUGACCAUGUUCAACCCUGAAAUUUGGACCAUUAUCGGACCAAUACCGAUCCUGAAUAUCCGGAUUGAUCCAUCCCUAAUUCAGACUAAUUCGCUCCUUUUAGCUUCUGUUGAUUUUGCGUGUGGGUGGGGCUACGUGAACCGGACACUGUGAGGAAACAUAUCAAAUGUGAUCGAAGCAGAGAAGAGAAAGCAUAUAUUUUAUUUUGAACAAUAAUUUUGUAUGUAAUUAAAAAAUAGUGACAAACACAACAAAGUAUUUCAUUGUUCACCAGCAAGCACUUAUUGUAGUACACCGUAGUACUCGUCUGAUCCCUGCAGAUCCAUCGCUCUUCUAUGUUUGUGCCGUGGGACGUGUGUGUGUAUAAAGAUGUAACAUGCAAAAGAAAAAACACCAUUAGGCUACAUUGAAGUAUUACAUGUUUAAUUGUGUUGUAAUGCUUGACUUUAUGCAUCAACUGGGGGAGCGUUUACCUGUUAUUUUUUAGAGCCCAGAAAUAAAGCCAGAAAUAUUAUUUCUGAUAAUAAAAAACUUGUGUUUUUCCAUACAUAUAUAAAAGGAUCAGCACACUGAAAA
Messenger RNA from Cynoglossus semilaevis (tongue sole), 3335 nucleotides. It is a transcript of the gene gbe1b, whose product is annotated as glucan (1,4-alpha-), branching enzyme 1b. The coding region runs from base 1 to 2070 and encodes 689 amino acids. The transcript has 16 exons. Gene Ontology annotation, molecular function: cation binding; hydrolase activity, hydrolyzing O-glycosyl compounds; 1,4-alpha-glucan branching enzyme activity. Gene Ontology annotation, biological process: glycogen biosynthetic process. Gene Ontology annotation, cellular component: cytoplasm. NCBI's taxonomy places the organism in Eukaryota, Metazoa, Chordata, Actinopteri, Pleuronectiformes, Cynoglossidae. The record is from RefSeq and is a predicted model, not a curated record.